Molecule: messenger RNA, 2094 nt
Organism: Acanthopagrus latus (yellowfin seabream)
Lineage: Eukaryota; Metazoa; Chordata; Actinopteri; Spariformes; Sparidae
Gene: pmt
Product: phosphoethanolamine methyltransferase
Exons: 12
Coding region: 606-2063 (485 amino acids)
Source: RefSeq, a predicted model, not a curated record
GUCUCACAUCUCAUUUCCUAUAAUUUCAUUAUUCUUUUAAAGUUUUAAGGCCAGAAUUACUGUCAGUAUAUGUUUGAUUCAGAGUUCACUGUUUAGAAUAGCUGAAAAAGAAUGUGUUGUGAUUAUUUCAGAUUAAUGCAUCAGUAGUAAUAAUCCUAUGAUAGAACAUAUAUGUGGACAAUAUAUCUUUUCUCAGCAUUAUGAAUAUUUUUACCUUUGACUGGAUUUUAGCAGCUUUUAGCUCAGUUCAACGCUUUCAGGCAUCUUCCCCCAAAACUUUCAAAACUGCAGUUAUUGAGUCACUUUUUAAAAGAUCGAGGCUGGACACACCAACUAACUGCGGCCCGUUUCAAACCUGCCGUUCAUCAGUACGUUUAUUAUGGUCGUAAACAACCGCCCAAAUGACUCAGAGCUCACAGACAUGCCCACAAAGAGUUUAAAGGCCUGAAGCUUACCUACUGUUAGUCAAAACUGAAGAAGCGUCUUGGCUGAGAGGUGAGACGUCUUCAAGAAUCUGAAACAAGUCCACUUGCCUACAAUACAGCAGCGAGAUUUACCAUGACAUCGAUGACUGAGAACCUUCAUCAACAACGUUUCGUAAAAACAUGACAGAGUUUUGGAAAGAGCACUCGAUUGGCGCCACGGUGGAGGAGAUGAUGCUGGACUCUCGUGCCAGGGAGCUGACCCUGCAGGAGCUGCCGGAGAUCCUGUCCAUGCUGCCAUCGCUGGCCGGGUGCAGAGUGCUGGAACUGGGAGCCGGCAUCGGUCGUUUCACCAAACACCUGCUGACCAAGGCGGACCACGUGACGGCCGUGGACUUCAUGGAGAGCUUUGUGGAGAAGAACAGGCGGGAGAACGGUCACCACAGCAACGCUACCUUCAUCCAAGCUGACGUCACAAAGCUGGAUCUCCCUCAGAACAGUAUUGACUUCAUCUUCUCCAACUGGCUGCUGAUGUACCUGAGCGACGAGGAGCUGAAGGUUCUCAUCGAGAAGAUGCUGGGCUGGCUGCGGCCCGGCGGCUUUCUUUUCUUCAGAGAGUCAUGCAACCACCGAUCAGGUGACUCUAAGAGGGACUUCAACCCCACCUGCUACCGUACUGACGCACAGUACAGCCACCUGGUACAGUCAGUACAAGCCGAGGAGCCAAAAGGGGGCCAAAAGUCUGGUUUCGACAUUGUGUUGAAAAAGAAAGUUAAGGCCUACAUCGAGAUGAAAAAUAAUCCAAAUCAGGUCUGCUGGCUGCUGGAGAAGGUCCCUCGCUCCUCAGACACCGAAAAUGGAUUUAGCACUUUCCAGCAGUUCCUGGACAACCAGCAGUACACCAACCGUGGGAUCCUGCGCUACGAGAAGAUGUUCGGAGCGGGUUACGUCAGCACGGGCGGGCCAAGCACCACCAAGGAGUUUGUGGACCUGCUGAACCUGAAGCCGGGACAGAGGGUUCUAGAUGUUGGCUGUGGCAUCGGUGGAGGAGACUUCUACAUGGCAGAGUCCUUCGGAGUGGAAGUGCUCGGCCUGGACCUGUCAGAAAACAUGGUGAACAUCGCCAUGGACAGAGCGAUCUCCGAGAAGCUGCCAUCAGUCCAGUUUGAGGUGGCUGAUGCCACAAAGAGGACGUUCCCAGAAGGAUCCUUCGAUGUGGUCUACAGCAGAGACACAAUCCUGCACAUAGACGACAAGCUGGCCCUUUUCAAACGCUUCCAUUCAUGGUUAAAGCCCGGUGGUCAGCUGCUCAUCAGUGACUACUGCUGCGGGGAGAAGCCCUGGACGCCGGUCUUUGAGGCCUACGUCAAACAGAGAGGCUACAUCCUCUAUACACCUUCACAGUAUGGCAAGUUCCUUGAAGAAGCCGGAUUCUGCAAUGUUCGGGCCGAAGACCGGACGGCCCAGUUCAUCCAGGUGAUCGAGACGGAGCUGCAGAGAGCUGAGGCCAUCAAGGAGGAAUUCAUCGAGGAAUUCUCCGAGGAGGACUAUCUUGCGAUCGUUAAUGGAUGGAGAGAAAAACUGGGACGUUCCAACAGUGGAGACCAAAGAUGGGGACUGUUUUAUGCAACGAGGGAUUGAAUUGAGAAGAUAAUAAAAGAAAAAAAAGGCA